AUGGGCCAGGUGUCUGACAAUGCGGCCAUGGGCCAUGUGUCUAAGGAGAUGCAGCCAGUGGCCUUGCGGAGCAUCAAAAAGGUCGUCAGGACAUCCACACCACUGGAGAGAGAAAUCGAAUGCAUCGAAGGUCUUCGCCAAUUCUCGCAGAAGCCCCCGGUGGAAGUCUCAGGCCGCGUGUCUGUGUUGACGCCCACCACUGCGUCACGUGCACGUUUCCAUGAGCAGCUCUGGCAGUGUUUCGUUGAUCAGACCUGGCCAGACAAGGAGUUGGUGGUGGUGGAAACUUACACCCACAACCAACGACCCUCCGAAGUCUUCACCAAACUCGUCAAGGCAGGGGAGAAGAGACUCAAAUAUUUGGCUAUUGAGGUGGAUGAAAACGGUGACUUCACGGUGGGCGCCAAGAGAAAUUUGACCGUGCUCAUGUCCAGUGGACAGUACUGCGUUCACUUUGAUGACGAUGACUUGUACGCAACGGUCUAUGUGGAGCGUAUGGUGAGCGAGAUCAGACAAAGAAGUUUGGUCGCACUGACGCUCUCCGCAUGGCACAACUUCUUCGAGUCCAGAGAUCGGUGUGGAUAUUCCACCCCAGGAUGCUGGGAGCCAGAGGAUCAUGAAGAGUACGAGGGCAUCCUCUAUGGCUAUGGUUUUAGCUAUGUUUACCUCCGGGCAUUAGCGCUUUAUUUUCCAUACCCCAACUUAGCCUUUGCCGAGGAUGCGCCCUUCAUGUUGAAGCUUCGAGAGAAGAUGGGUGCCAGCCGUGUUGGGCUCAAAGAAGAUGUGGAGGGCCUUUGCCUUCACAUAGUCCAUUCCACAAGCAGCACGCCUGACCCGGCCGUUGAGACAAUGCUCACGGAGGGAGAAUUGAAUGGCUUAGUGGUGUCGGAGUCAACGGCAUGUCGAUUGCACCUGCAGCGGCCGUGGUUUCGGUCACUCUGGACAUCUUGUUGA
Molecule: messenger RNA, 954 nt
Organism: Cladocopium goreaui
Lineage: Eukaryota; Dinophyceae; Suessiales; Symbiodiniaceae
Source: the annotation of a GenBank genome assembly